UCGGCAACAAGGGGGCGCCUGCCUAUUGCCGAGAGCGCUCGCGUCCUCUCGAAUGCGGCAGGCGAACGUGACGUUCCACUGCUACGGCCUCUACCACUGGACGUUGUCGACACUGGUGCCCGCGUUGAGUGGACCCGCGCUGCUAGCAGCGGGACCCAACGGAACGGGCCUCGCAAUGCUAGCGACUGCCGCAGCGCCUCAGGCGCCGCCGUCAACCGCUACGGCUCAGGGCGGCGACCCGGCCGAAGCCGAGAUGUCGGCCGGUGAGUGGGUGGAUGCCUGCUUUCUGCGCCACUCGGCGCCCUGGGUGGUGGGCUACUGCGUGGCGUACACGGCCGUGUUCGUGGUCGGCGUCGUGGGCAACUGCUGCGUGCUGCGCGUGGUGAGCCGCAACGCGUCCAUGAAGAACUCUGCCUUCCACGCGCUGCUUGUCAACCUGGCCGUGGCCGACCUCAUGGUCAUCGUUUUCUGCCUUCCAGUCACCCUCGUCGGACACUUGUUCGGACCUUGGCUUCUCGGUUUGUUCGUUUGCAAGAGCGUCUCAUACCUGCAAGGAGUCUCCGUUUGUGCAUCUGUCAACACACUGAUGGCCAUUUCAAUCGACAGAUACUACGCCAUCUGCUACCCCAUGAAGCGACAGAUCAGCCUGCGCACCUGCCGCGUCGUCAUCGCCAUCAUAUGGGCGUUCAGCUUGACCAUUACGUUGCCGUGGACCUUCUUUUUCCGACUGAUGCCCAUGCUGAGCGAUAGCGAGACCACGCUGCAGGUGUGCCGCGAGGACUGGCCCACCGAGGGAAUGGGCGUGCUGUACUUCAUCGUGGCCAACCUGGUGCUCUGCUACCUGCUGCCACUCUGCGUCAUCACCCUAUGCUACGUGUUCAUCUGGCUCAAGGUGUGGCGCCGUCGUCCGCCGGGCGAGACGCACGACUUCGGCGUGGAGAACAUCAUACAGCGCUCCAAGAUCAAGGUGGCCAAAAUGCUGCUCGUCGUGGUCGUGGUGUUCGCCAUCUCGUGGCUUCCCCUGUACGCCAUCUUCGCGAGGCUCAAGAUCGGCGAGCCGCUGGCCGACGGCAGCCUCGAGCAGUCGCUCAUCGAAGUGGCCGCACCGGUCGCUCAGUGGCUAGGCGCCUCCAACAGCUGCAUCAACCCCAUCCUGUACGCCUUCUUCAACAGCAAGUUCCGCAUGGGCUUCAAGGCGAUCCUCUUCCGGCACAACUGCUGCUGCUGCUGCUGCUGCUGUUGGUGCUCCGACAGCAACGACGGCGCCCGUCGGCGCUCGGCGCCCAGCGUGGCGCGCCACGAGCUGUCCUGCAACCGGCCUUCGAGCGUGAGGACUUCCCAGGCCGUAGCGCGCAGGAAGGAUUCGCGCCUUUCGGAUGUGUUCUGACUAUGGCGGGUGAAAAACGCUGCAAAUAUGUAGCUGUUUGGUCAAGAACACAAGAUUUGUGCUUGCUUCGUAGUGUGGUGUGUUUACACGCACGACGGCACAAAUGCAGAUUAAGUUCAUUGAGCUUCCGCCUUUGCACAGCAGCCUGAGUAUUAUUGAAGUAUUCCGGAAGCUUAUGGGACAUCAGUUCCUUCCUUUUUACGACGUCUCAUUCGGUCGUAUAUUGCUAUGAGGAAAAGAGGAGGUUAAGACGCUGGGGUGCCUCAUGUCCUCAUAGUCACAUAUAAAUAGUUACUGGAAUGUGUCAUAACGAAUAUACCACGUUUUUUUUUAUCGUUUGAGCAAAUGUUUAAAAACGAAAACAACUGCGGAAGGUAAGGUUUUCUUUUUUUUAGCUUUUGAAUUGGAUUUCAGGGAGAUUGAAAAUCUCCAAUCUGAAAAUGGCCGGUAGCUAAUUAGAAGUUCAUAGGUAUAACGAAACGACGCAAACAUAACAAGAAACCAAGAACACACAGGACAGAGUGCUGUUACUGUAACUGAAAUUGAUAUCUGAAGACUGGUACUAGGCUUACUAUUUCAGCUAAGCUGACGCAACUUCACUCUACUGUGGGGCUUUGUUUUCGCAGUAUUAGCAAAACAACUUUAGUUAUUCAACUUGUGCUUUGUCGUGCAGCUCUGAUUUCUCUUAUAUUGCAAUUUGAACGAUUACCUAUUCAGGCCCUCUACUAAUACAGGACAAAUUUCGUUUUCUGCUCAGUAAAACAUUUAAAAGUAAAAC
Molecule: messenger RNA, 2165 nt
Organism: Rhipicephalus sanguineus (brown dog tick)
Lineage: Eukaryota; Metazoa; Arthropoda; Arachnida; Ixodida; Ixodidae
Product: neuropeptide SIFamide receptor
Exons: 3
Coding region: 53-1387 (444 amino acids)
Biological process (GO): G protein-coupled receptor signaling pathway
Cellular component (GO): membrane
Molecular function (GO): peptide binding; neuropeptide Y receptor activity
Source: RefSeq, a predicted model, not a curated record